AUGCGAAAUAAUGUAAAGAAUACAACAACAACAAUAAUAACAACAAAUGGGACAAUACAUAGUAUUGUAGGAGGAGGAGGAGGAAAUAAUUUUGAACGAAAAUCAACAUCCUCACCGAGAACAUUAGACUAUACUAAUAGUAAUAAUAACAAACAAAAACUUUCCUUUAUAAUGAAUAGAUUAAUUCUAUUCGGAGCCUUGUUGCUAUUUAUUUAUUUAAUUUAUGUCAUGCUCAAGUUUCAUAGUACAGUGAAGAGUAAUGAAAGUACAACCAAUAAUCGAAUUAAAAGCGAGUUUAUCAGUGAGGAUGAUCCGUCCACAAUUAAAAACAUUAUCAAGGAACAAAUUGAACAAGAACAGCAGCAGCAAAUAGAGGAUAAAUCCGAUGCUGAUAAUAUUCUAGAUAAUAUUCUAGAUAACGCUACUAGUAAGAAGGGUAACAAACAACAAUUGGAUGGUAAUAUAAUUGAUACGACGAAUAUUGAUUCUGUCAAUACGAAAAAUGUAAAUUCCAAUAGUAAUAGUGUGAAUAAGAAUACAUUCAGUACAAGUAUAAUGGAUGAAGAGGCACAAAUUGAAUUGGUUUGUAAUUUAAAUAUUCAACGAUCGGAUUCUUGUUAUAAUAAUUGUAACAAGAUUAAUGAAAUGAAAAAGGAAUUGGAAUUAUAUUGUAAACCUAAAGAUAGUGAUGAAUCUUUGAUGAAAUGUACAAAUUUAUAUAAUUCACUAAUUUGUCAAACUAAUAAUCUAGUAAUGGAUUUGCAAAAAAUUUCAAAAUCAAAUUGUUUGAAAUAUAGAAGUCAAUAUAAUUGUGUAAAUAAUAAUGUUAAAUCUAUGUAUGUCUAUGAAAAGAAUGCUUUCAAAUUGAAUUGUAAUAUAAAUUUUAGAAAUUCCAAAUUUUCCAUUGAUUUCCAAAAGGACUAUUUCAACUCAUUCAAUUAUGAUACAUUUAAGAAUUUAAAAGUUAUUGAGAAUGAAAAUCUAGUUACCAUAUUAGUUUUUAGAGAAAAUGGAAUUAGAAAUGAAAUUAACAAUAUUUAUUACUUUAUUAAUGAGUUAUAUAAUACAUAUAUGGUAAUUGAACUUUUUGAUUUGGGAGUAGAGUGGGAUUUGAUUCAUAUAGUUUUUAUGGAUGAGCACGAAAAUUCAAAAUUCGACUCUAUAUGGAAAUUAAUGUUCAAGCAAACUAGGCAACUAAAUCAAAUAUAUCCAGAAAUGAAUCAAUUGGUCAAAUUCCAACAUCUCAAAAGUCACUCUUGGUUGUCUGCAUGUACCAAGAUGAUAGAUUGA
Messenger RNA from Naegleria gruberi, 1290 nucleotides. RefSeq lists its product as uncharacterized. The transcript is spliced from 2 exons. The record is from RefSeq and is a predicted model, not a curated record. Lineage: Eukaryota; Heterolobosea; Eutetramitea; Acrasida; Naegleriidae. The coding region runs from base 1 to 1290 and encodes 429 amino acids.